Molecule: messenger RNA, 1490 nt
Organism: Talpa occidentalis (Iberian mole)
Lineage: Eukaryota; Metazoa; Chordata; Mammalia; Eulipotyphla; Talpidae
Product: popy Class I histocompatibility antigen, A-1 alpha chain-like
Exons: 8
Coding region: 28-1014 (328 amino acids)
Biological process (GO): immune response; positive regulation of T cell mediated cytotoxicity; antigen processing and presentation of endogenous peptide antigen via MHC class Ib
Cellular component (GO): external side of plasma membrane
Molecular function (GO): peptide antigen binding; signaling receptor binding
Source: RefSeq, a predicted model, not a curated record
AUCUCCCCAGACCCAAGAGCUCUGGUCAUGAGGCCCCCAACCUUCCUGCUGCUGCUCUUAGGGGUCCUGGCCCUGAAGGAGACCUGGGCUGGCUCCCACUCCCUGAGGUAUUUCUACACCGCGAUGUCCCGGCCUGGCCUCGGGGAGCCCCGCUUCAUCGCCGUGGGGUACGUGGACGACACGCAGUUCGUGGGGUUCGACAGCGACUCCCCGGGCCAGAGGAUGGAGCCGCGGGCGCCCUGGGCGGAGCAGGAGGGGCCGGAGUACUGGGAAGGGGACACGCGGAUCCUCAGGAACAAAGUAGCAGUGUACCGGGACAACCUGCUCACCCUGCGCGGCUACUACAACCAGAGCGAGGACGGCUCUCACACCCUCCAGCAGAUGUUUGGCUGCGACGUGGGACCCAAAGGCCGCCUCGGCGGGUAUAAGCAGUACGCCUACGACGGCGCCGAUUACCUGGCCCUGAACGGGGACCUGCGCUCCUGGACCGCGGCGGACACGGCCGCGCAGAUCUCCCGGCGCAAGUGGGAGGAGGAAGGUUGGACAAAGCGCGUCAGGAACUACCUGCAGGGCCUAUGCGUGGAGUCGCUGCGCAGAUUCCUGGAGCGCGGGAAGGAGACGCUGCAGCGCUCAGAUGCCCCAAAGACACACAUGACCCACCACCCCACCUCUGAGCAUGAAGUCACCCUGAGAUGCUGGGCCCUGGGCUUCUACCCUGCGGACAUCACCCUGACCUGGCAGCGAGAUGGGGAGGACCUGGCCCAGGAAACGGAGCUGGUGGAGACCAGGCCUGGGGGUGAUGGAACCUUCCAGAAGUGGGCAGCUGUGGAAGUGCCUUCUGGAGAGGAGCAGAGAUACACGUGCCUUGUGCAGCAUGAGGGGCUGCUGGAGCCCCAAGUCCUGACUUGGGUGCCACCUCCUCAGUCCUCUGUCCCCACCGCGGGCAUCAUUGCUGGCCUGGUUCUCCUUGGAGCUGCGGUGGCUGCAGCUGUGAUGUGGAGGAAGAAGCGCUGAGGAAAAAAAGGAGGAAGCUACACUCAGGCUGCAGGCAGCGACAGUGCCCAGGGCUCUGAUGUGUCUCUCACAGCUGCUAAAGUCUCAGCCAGCUACUUUGUGUGGACUGAGUGAUGCAGGAUUUCUUCUCACCCCCACUUUGUAACUUCAAGGUCUGCUGGUUUCCUUUGCUGCAAAAGGCAUCGGAAUGUGUCUCUGUUCUUACUAGACAAUGUGAGGAGUUGGGGAGACUGGCCCAGCCCUGCCCACCAGGCCCUUCCCCACACUGACCAUUGUUUUUCUUUGAUGACUUUCCUAUUCCAGCAGAGGCAGCUUAGCCUGUGUCUACCUAUCUUUGUGUUUCCUCAAGAAUAGUAACUACUUCCCUCUUGAAAUGAUAAUCAAGUUCUAAAAUUUCUGUUUGUAAGCUUGGCCAGUGGGUUUGAUGGGCUAAUAAAAAUGAUUCCUAAAAUUUGAGAUGAAAUAAAUGGGAAGCC